AUGCCGACGCUGGCCGGACGGGAUUGGGAUGAGUCGUCCGCGCACGUUGCCCGUUUCUUCCGUCCGGUGCGGUUCGGUUCGCUAACUGGUCUUGGCGCAACGCUGACAACGUACGGACGGGGGUGCUUGUUCAAUUCUUCGCAGGUGGCGAGGACGACGGCCAAGAAGGCGCCGGCGGGAUCCCUGGCGGCGGCGGCGUCCCCGCCGGCGACGCCGCCGCGGCCGGGGUUCCUGUACAGCGCGGCGCCGCCGCCGGUGCCCUACGUCUGGGGCUCCUGGCCGCCGAGCGCCGCCGCCGCCGCAGGGUACGAGCAGCACGGCAGCCCGCCGCCGCCGCCACUCUGCCUGCAGCCCUGCGCGUGGUACUACCCGGUCGUGGCGACGGACCCGCGCGGGUCGCCGUCGUCCGCGUACCCGCAGCAGCAGCAGCAGCCGGCGGUGGCGUUCCAGGACCCGCGCGGCGCGACGGCAGAGCCCGCGGGUAGCCCGGCCGGUGGCGGCGCGACGGCGGCGGAGGAGGACACCGACGACGACCCCUGCUCGCUCACGCUCGGCCUCGACGUCGACAACCGGAGCGCGCCCGUCAGCAUCCUCGCGGGCUCCGGCCGCGCGGCAGCGCAGCAGGCCGACAGGGACAAGGCGGCCACGGCGGCGGAGGCGAGGAAGCGGAGGAAGGAGCUCACCAAGCUCAAGCACAUGCACGCCGCCUCCGCCGCCGCUGCCCCCCGCCCCGGUGGCGAGCAGUGGUAGGGCGGAUUAUGGAAAUGGAAUGACAGGGCAUGCACGGCAUUGGUGACACGGUGGUGGUGACCCCCAUUGGUUUCCUCGGCGGCGAACUAAACAACUUCGUUCGUGGUCUCUUCUUUCGAUCCAUUGGUUUCUCAAGCGAGGCGGCAGCACGGCUUCAGUCAGGUUUCUCAAGCGCCCCAACCAAGGAUUUCAUUUCAGGUUUCAAGGAAAUGUUUUCUGUUUUUUUCUUCCUAGUAUUCUUUGCUGCAAUAUGUAACUGAAGAAAUUGAACGAGAGUGCUCAUCAGUCAGAGGUCGUGUAUAAUGUAACCAUUCUUUCUUUAGGAUUUUUAUACUACCAGCAAGCAGCAUCAAAGACAGUAGUACAAUAUGACAAAGAGUUACGUGUGGACUCGCUUAUACUUUCUACCAUUUCCUACAAACAUGACUAGAGAGUGCAAGAAAUCGCUUAUUUAGUUGUAAACUCCUACACGGUGUUGGGUGCUUCUACCAGUGUUUCGACGCAUGCGAAGUGUGUUGGCUG
This is a messenger RNA of Zea mays, 1272 nucleotides long. RefSeq names its product atherin-like. NCBI's taxonomy places the organism in Eukaryota, Viridiplantae, Streptophyta, Magnoliopsida, Poales, Poaceae. The record is from RefSeq and is a predicted model, not a curated record. The transcript has 2 exons. Bases 1 to 750 code for a protein of 249 amino acids.